AUGGAGGAUAAUAGAGCAGUUAAGCUUUGCCAAUCUCCCAGCAGUGAAUUACUGACAGAAACGUUGGCUAGCAAGUCCUACACCCCGUCGACUUGCAAGUCCUACACCCCGUCGACUAGGAAGUCCUACACACCGUCGACUAGCAAGUCCUACACACCGUCGACUAGGAAGUCCUACACCCCGUUGACUAGGAAGUCCUACACCCCGUCGACUAGGAAGUCCUACAUCCCGUCGACUAGGAAGUCCUACACCCCGUCGGCUAGGAAGUCCUACACCCCGUCGACUUGCAAGUCCUACACCCCGUCGACUAGGAAGUCCUACACACCGUCGACUAGCAAGUCCUACACACCGUCGACUAGGAAGUCCUACACACCGUUGACUAGGAAGUCCUACACACCGUCGACUAGGAAGUCCUACACCCCGUCGACUAGGAAGUCCUACACCCCGUCGACUUGCAAGUCCUACACCCCGUCGACUAGCAAGUCCUACACCCCGUCGACUAGCAAGUCCUACACCCCAUCGACUAGCAAGUCCUACACCCCGUCGACUAGGAAGUCCUACACCCCGUCGGCUAGGAAGUCCUACACCCCGUCGACUAGGAAGUCCUACACCCCGUCGACUAGGAAGUCCUACACCCCGUCGGCUAGGAAGUCCUACACCCCGUCGACUAGGAAGUCCUACACCCCGUCGACUAGCAAGUCCUAG
This is a messenger RNA of Procambarus clarkii (red swamp crayfish), 705 nucleotides long. RefSeq names its product proteoglycan 4-like. The record is from RefSeq and is a predicted model, not a curated record. NCBI's taxonomy places the organism in Eukaryota, Metazoa, Arthropoda, Malacostraca, Decapoda, Cambaridae.